Molecule: messenger RNA, 1161 nt
Organism: Saccharomyces paradoxus
Lineage: Eukaryota; Fungi; Ascomycota; Saccharomycetes; Saccharomycetales; Saccharomycetaceae
Gene: SFA1
Product: bifunctional alcohol dehydrogenase/S-(hydroxymethyl)glutathione dehydrogenase
Exons: 1
Coding region: 1-1161 (386 amino acids)
Biological process (GO): formaldehyde catabolic process
Cellular component (GO): cytosol
Molecular function (GO): S-(hydroxymethyl)glutathione dehydrogenase [NAD(P)+] activity; zinc ion binding
Source: RefSeq, a predicted model, not a curated record
AUGUCCGCUGCUACUGUUGGUAAACCUAUUAAGUGCAUUGCUGCUGUUGCGUAUGAUGCAAAGAAACCAUUGAGUAUUGAAGAAAUUACUGUAAAUGCACCAAAAGCGCACGAGGUACGUAUCAAAAUUGAAUAUACUGCUGUAUGCCACACUGAUGCGUACACUUUAUCGGGUUCUGAUCCAGAAGGGCUUUUCCCUUGUAUCCUAGGUCACGAAGGUGCCGGUGUCGUGGAAUCGGUAGGCGAUGACGUUGUGACAGUCAAGCCCGGUGAUCACGUUAUAGCCUUAUACACUGCUGAGUGUGGCAAAUGUAAGUUCUGUACUUCUGGUAAAACCAACUUAUGUGGUGCUGUCAGAGCUACUCAAGGAAAGGGUGUAAUGCCUGAUGGAACCACAAGAUUUCAUAAUGCUAAAGGUGAAGAUAUUUACCAUUUUAUGGGUUGCUCGACUUUUUCUGAAUAUACCGUGGUAGCUGAUGUGUCUGUAGUGGCCAUUGAUCCAAAAGCUCCAUUGGAUGCUGCCUGUUUACUGGGUUGCGGUGUUACCACUGGUUAUGGCGCAGCUCUUAAGACAGCCAACGUGCAAAAGGGUGACACCGUUGCUGUAUUUGGUUGCGGGACCGUGGGACUUUCGGCUAUCCAAGGGGCAAAGUCAAGAGGCGCUUCCAAGAUUAUUGCUGUGGACAUUAAUAACAAGAAAAAGCAAUAUUGUUUUCAAUUCGGUGCCACAGAUUUUGUUAACCCUAAGGAAGAUUUGGCUAAAGGUCAAACUAUUGUUGAAAAGCUAAUUGAAAUGACUGACGGUGGUCUAGAUUUUACUUUUGACUGUACUGGUAAUACCAAAAUCAUGAGAGACGCUUUGGAAGCCUGUCAUAAGGGCUGGGGUCAAUCCAUUAUUAUUGGUGUGGCUGCUGCUGGUGAAGAAAUUUCUACUAGACCAUUCCAACUAGUCACCGGUAGAGUGUGGAAGGGCUCUGCAUUUGGUGGCAUCAAAGGUAGAUCAGAAAUGGGAGGUUUAAUUAAAGACUACCAAAGCGGCGCCUUAAAAGUCGAAGAAUUUAUUACUCACAGAAGACCAUUCAAAGAAAUUAACCAAGCUUUUGAAGAUUUGCAUAACGGUGAUUGCUUAAGAACUGUCCUGAAGUUUGAUGACGAGAAAUAA